AUGUAUUACAGCAAGGGCAACUACGAAGCCUUUGCUCGUCCACUCAAGCCGGAAGGCAUUGAGGCCAAGACGGCAUGGAUUGUCGGUUCAGGCCUCGCCGGACUCUCCACAGCCGCAUUCCUUGUGCGAGAUGCUCAAAUGCCCGGCAAGAACAUCACCAUCCUCGAAGAACUUAAGAUCCCAGGCGGUGCAUUGGAUGGCAUCAAGGAACCGGAGAAAGGGUUCGUCAUCCGAGGCGGCCGAGAGAUGGAGUCCCACUUCGAGUGCCUUUGGGAUUUAUUCCGCUCCGUUCCCUCCAUCGAGGAAAAGGGUGCAAGUGUUCUUGAUGAGUUUUACUGGCUCAACAAGCGUGACCCAAACUUCUCACUGCAGCGAGCUACUAUCAAACAAGGCCAGAAUGCAGAGACUGGUCAAAACUUUACUCUUAGCGAAAAGGCACAGGCUGAGAUGACUAGACUCUUCCUUUCUACCAGGCAGGAAGUCGAGAACAAGCGAAUUGAUGAAGUCUUUGGCCAAGAUUUCUUCAAGAGCAACUUUUGGCUUUACUGGCAGACAAUGUUUGCUUUCCAGACAUGGCAUUCGGCUCUGGAGAUGAAGCUAUAUCUCCACCGCUUCGUCAACCACAUCAAAGGCAUGCCGGACUUUUCGACUCUCAAGUUUACUAAAUACAAUCAAUACGAGUCUCUGGUGCUGCCUUUACACAAGUGGCUCGAGGACCAGGGAGUGGUUUUCCAGUACAGCACUGAGGUGCAGGAUGUUGAUUUCGACAUCCAGGAAGACAAAAAGACCGCCACUUUCAUUCACUGGGUCAAAGAGGGAGAGAAGGGUGGUCAGGCCCUUACAACAAAUGACCUUCUUUUCACUACUAUUGGUUCGCUGACCGAGAACUCUGGCUUGGGUGACCAACAUACCGCAGCCAAAAUUCACGAUGGUCCAGCUCCAGCAUGGGAUUUGUGGCGUCGAAUCGCGGCUAAAAAUGCUUCGUUUGGGCGUCCAGAUGUCUUCUGUAGCAAUAUCCCUGCAACUAAAUGGAUGUCCGCAACUGUCACGACCUUGGAUACGCGUAUUCCCGACUACAUCCAGAAGGUCUGCAAGCGAGAUCCCUUCAGUGGGGGAGUUGUGACUGGAGGCAUUGUAACGGCUCGUGACUCAAGCUGGAUCAUGAGCUGGACGGUGAAUCGUCAGCCUCACUUCAAGAACCAACCCAAAGAUCAGAUUGUUGUCUGGGUGUACGGCCUUCUCAUUGAGAAAGAUGGUGACUACGUCAAGAAGCCAAUGCAAGAGUGUACUGGAGAAGAGAUCACUCAGGAAUGGCUUUAUCACUUGGGCGUUCCUGAAACCGAUAUCGCUACUCUCGCAGCUGAAGGUGCCAAAUGCGUCCCAGUCAUGAUGCCCUACGUCACUUCAUUCUUCAUGCCGCGCCAAGCUGGUGACCGUCCAGAUAUUGUUCCAGCUGGAGCCGAGAACUUUGCCUUCAUUGGCCAAUUUGCCGAGACAACGCGCGAUACUAUCUUCACUACCGAGUACUCGGUUCGCACAGGUAUGGAGUCUGUGUAUCGCCUGACUGGAGUUGAUCGUGGCGUUCCCGAGGUCUUUGGCUCGACUUAUGAUGUAAGAGUAUUGCUCGAUGCUAUCUGUCAGCUGAGAGAUGGCAAGGAGCUGGCUGAAUGGUUGCCAGAUCGUAUUCGCAGGUUUCUUGUUCACAAGUUGGAGGGGUCCCAGAUUGGUAAGUUAAUGCAUGACUAUCAUCUCAUUUGA
Messenger RNA from Fusarium sp. VM40, 1758 nucleotides. The record is from the annotation of a GenBank genome assembly. NCBI's taxonomy places the organism in Eukaryota, Fungi, Ascomycota, Sordariomycetes, Hypocreales, Nectriaceae.